This is a messenger RNA of Solanum tuberosum (potato), 1152 nucleotides long. RefSeq names its product probable methyltransferase PMT7. The record is from RefSeq and is a predicted model, not a curated record. The transcript is spliced from 3 exons. Bases 211 to 1137 code for a protein of 308 amino acids. Gene Ontology annotation, cellular component: endosome; cytoplasm; trans-Golgi network. Gene Ontology annotation, molecular function: methyltransferase activity. Lineage: Eukaryota; Viridiplantae; Streptophyta; Magnoliopsida; Solanales; Solanaceae.
ACAAAAUUAGGAGGAACAAGACACUCAACACUGUUCACUGCUGAUUCAGCCCCAAACACACACACACACACACACAAAAACCUGAGAUCUGUCGAUCUCAUGGUGUACAAUGUUUUUCGAUGAGCAAUUCUUUUGAUUUCAUUCGAAAGUUGUAAUCUUUUUUAUAUACAAACAUCAUUGGAUUGAAGAGAAAAUUGAAAAGGGGGGAAAAUGAGUGGAUCUCUGAUAAGUUCGAGGGCAUUUGAUUGGUAUACAGGGCAGAUGAUAAUUAUAGCCCUUUUGGUAAUGGUGGGUUCUUUUUACACUGGUACACUUUUUGGUGAAAACCCAUCUCUCUAUAUCCAUCAAGAACAGCAGCAAAGUGAAAAUCUCACUGCUGAUUCCAACCCCAUUUCUUCAGAGUCAUCCUCUGGUAUUCUGAAGUUCAGGAACAAGAUUGCUCUUUCUUAUCGGGUGGUACCUCUCACUAUCCCUGAAACUGGGAUAAAUGUAUGUCCUCUGAAAUUUAAUGAGUAUAUCCCCUGUCAUGACAUUUCUUAUGUUAAAGAGUUGAUGCCAAAAUUAGAUCUUUCAAGGAAAGAAGAGCUAGAGAGGCACUGUCCUCCACUUGACAGGCGCUUGUUUUGUUUGGUUCCACCUCCAGCUGAUUAUAAGAUACCAAUAAGGUGGCCAACUAGCAGAGACUAUGUAUGGCGGAGUAAUAUAAACCAUACACGUCUUGCGGAGGUAAAAGGAGGACAAAAUUGGGUACAUGAGAAGGAUCAGCUUUGGUGGUUUCCAGGCGGUGGAACUCAUUUUAAGCAUGGAGCUACAGAAUAUAUUGAGAGAUUAGGAAAUAUGACAACUGAUGAGACAGGUGACUUGCGUGCGGCAGGGGUAUAUCAAGUGCUUGAUGUUGGUUGUGGGGUUGCCAGUUUCUCUGCUUAUCUUCUUCCACUUAACAUAGAAACACUGUCUUUUGCUCCCAAAGAUGGUCAUGAAAAUCAAAUUCAAUUUGCUUUGGAACGAGGAAUCGAUGCUAUGAUAUCUGCUAUAGCUACAAAGCAGCUACCGUAUCCAAGUAACUCUUUUGACAUGGUCCAUUGUUCCAGAUGUCGAGUUGAUUGGCAUGAGAAUGGUGAGUAUUUCUUUCAUUAAACAUGCGAACCUUGU